Penaeus monodon (black tiger shrimp) is the source of this 1482-nucleotide messenger RNA. Its product is annotated as E3 ubiquitin-protein ligase Rnf220-like. NCBI's taxonomy places the organism in Eukaryota, Metazoa, Arthropoda, Malacostraca, Decapoda, Penaeidae. Gene Ontology annotation, molecular function: ubiquitin protein ligase activity. The record is from RefSeq and is a predicted model, not a curated record. Gene Ontology annotation, biological process: protein ubiquitination.
GACGCAAGCCGCGGCCGGGCGAGUCGUGGUGCCCCGUGUGCGGCGUGACGCUGCGUCCGGGCGAGCUGGAGGCGCACCUCACGCACGAGCUCGACAAGCUCGCCCGCCUCCCGCAGACGCGCCCGCUCUCGCAGAGGACGCCCACGCCCACCGCCUCGGCAGUCCCUACGCCCUCGCCCUCGUCGUCGUCUUCAUCAGAGGAAAACCUUCGUCAGCGCCAGGUGAUGAGGCGGAGGCAGGGUCGCGCCUGCCCGGGCUGGGAGACUUACCAGCGCGUGCGCGCGGGCCGCCAGAUGCGGUCGCGGUCGAAAGGAGUGGCAGACCUGCCCCGUCUGCGACACCCACGUGGACGCCGACACCGCCGACGACAUGCGCGCCCACAUCGAGAGGUGCUUAAGGAAGUGGUGCGGCCAGACGCGGGUGCGGGCCACGCAGAUGCUCAGGGCCGAGGGACAGCUGCAUGCGCUGGGCACGAAGGUGGAGCGUGGCAGCGAGGACGAGAUGGUGGACGUGUGUGCCGACGCCGCCGACGCCUUCGGGCCCGCGCAGUACGACGACGCCCACCUGCUGCGCCUCGGCCACGACCUCGGCGUCGCGGACGACCUCCCGGCGGGCCAGGAGAACGACCGCCAACACGACCCGCAGAUGCAUAAUGCGAGCUGCGAGAGUAUGGCGGUCUCGGAGUCCUCGCCGUCGCCGCCCUCGCCCCCCCUGCCCCCCAGCGCCUGCGAGAGGGCGCCGCCCACGGGGGACCACCCGGGAAGCGCGGAGGAAGAGGCAGCAGACCGCGCUUCACAUUCAGAAAGAAACUUCAGCGAGGAUCUCAGCAGCCCCGCCACCUGCAGCAACAGCCUUCCUGUCAACAGCAAUAACAACAGUAGCGACAACAGCAACAUCAACAGCGGCGGCGGCGCCGUGGUGGAGGCCCUGAGGGCGCGGGUGAAGGAGCUGGAGGAGGAGCGAAGGAGUGGGCGGUGCGCGUGUCGCGUGUGUCAUGGCGAGUACGAGAAGCCGCUGGUGUCGGUGUCGUGCUGGCACGUCCACUGCGAGCAGUGCUGGCUCCACGCCCUGGCGGCGAAGAGGCUGUGUCCGCAGUGCAGCAUCAUCACCUCAACAGCUGAUCUCCGUCGAGUGUAUCUCUGAAAGGUUAUUGUGUACGUCUGUCUUCUCAAAUUCCUUUUUUCUACAUUUUGUCGUCUUUUGAUAUUAUUUUUCAUUCUCUGUUGUUCCUUCGGCUUUAUUUGUGUUAAUUUUGAAUACUUAAGUUAUUUUUAAGGCGAUAUGUUCUUCAGUGAGAUCAUGCAUGGACACAUUUCAUGCAAAGCGCUGUAAAUUAUAUCUUUCAAAGAUUUUUCAUUUCUUUUGCCGUUGUUUAUAAUUGUAAUUUAUUCAGUAAGUUUUUAUUUUACAUCCGUUCUGGAAACGAGAGGAACCUUCCAGAUAUGUACUUUUGAUAAGAAAUUAAAAAAUAAACAUUGUAAA